AGAUUUCCUUAAAUCCUAAAGAUUUCCACUGCCGUUCAGUAGGUGGCGGUACCGCACAUUAAUUCAAUUUGAUCAACCGCAAUUCUAACAGAAGAACAGUGAGAACAGUGAGCCCAUAAUAAACACAUUUAACAGCAGUGAGGCGGUUUUCCACACAGCAGGAGCUCCUCUACCGACAAACAAUUUUUUUAAUGGCACCCAAAACAAGAGCUAGAACUCUUCAACCGUUCACCAGAACCGUCUCUUCAGAAACAUCUGGUGAACCAAUGGAGGAUCAAACAGACAAGAAGAAACCGUAUCAGUGUUCAGAGUGUGGGAAGAGAUUUAAAAAGCAAUCUGAAUUUAAACAGCACCAGCCUGUUCACACUGGAGAGAAACCGUAUCAGUGCUCGCAGUGUGGGAAGAGUUUUGCUAGAAAGACUCGUCUUAAAUACCACAAGCGAAUUCACACCGGAGAGAAACCGUAUCGCUGCUCAGACUGCGGGAAGGUGUUUACCGUAAAGAGUAGCCUCACCGUUCAUCAGCGUCUUCACACCGGGGAGAAACCAUAUCGCUGUUCACACUGCGGGAAACAAUUCAGAUUACAGAAAAUCUGCCAGCUACACCAGCUCACUCACACCGGAGAGAAACCGUAUCACUGCCAAGACUGCGGAACCAGUUUUAACCAACCGAGCAGUCUAAUUGCACAUCGGCGCAUUCACACUGGAGAAAAACCAUUUCACUGCUCAGAAUGUGGGAGGAGCUUCAUUCAGCUGACUCAUCUCCAACAACACCGGCGCGUUCACACCGGAGAGAAACCGCAUCAGUGCUCAGACUGCGGGAAGAGCUUUGGGCGAAAGAGAAAUCUCCAACAACACCUGAGAAUUCACACCGGAGAAAAAACAUUUCAGUGCUCUGACUGUGGGAAGAGCUUUACUAAAUCAGAUAAUCUCCAACAACACCGGCGCGUUCACACUGGAGAGAAACCGUAUUACUGCUCAGACUGUGGGAAGAGCUACAGUUGCAUGGCUAAUUUAUUAAAACACAAAUGCAUAAAGAGCGUAGUAGAGAGCAACGUUUUAUAAUAUUUCACACUACACAAAAUAUUCUCGAUUUUCUGUCACCUUGUUUUUGGAGAUAGCGAUGAAAGCUUCAGAUUGCAGGAAAACCAUCAUUCCAGUAAAGAUGCAGAGCUUUCAGACCUCAAAUAAUCCAAAUAAAACAAGUUCAUAUUCAUAAA
Molecule: messenger RNA, 1219 nt
Organism: Astyanax mexicanus (Mexican tetra)
Lineage: Eukaryota; Metazoa; Chordata; Actinopteri; Characiformes; Acestrorhamphidae
Product: zinc finger protein 239-like
Exons: 2
Coding region: 192-1064 (290 amino acids)
Biological process (GO): regulation of cytokine production; regulation of immune system process; negative regulation of transcription by RNA polymerase II
Source: RefSeq, a predicted model, not a curated record